CGAAUGGCUCUGUUCUCCAUUACAAAUUCAGCGUCAACAUUUAUCAAGAAUGGUCAGUACAUAUAUAUAUAUAUUUUUUUUUGAUAACCGAGUGUCCUGGCCCCACCAUGGUGGUCCAGACUAGAGACCGAACCCUUUAGCGGCGCGGACGCACACCCGAGGGUGGGUCAUGGCCAGGCAACGGUCUUCGGUUUCGGGCGCCAGAGCAAGUCCGCGUGUAAAUUCUCUGGUGGCUAGUGCGAAUCGAACCCUACACGAAAUGUAUUAUAUAACUACUGAAUCAAACCCUACAGUCACGGACGACCUAAUCAAACCCUACACGAAAUGUAUUAUAUAACUACUGAAUCACUUGCUAAUGAUAACAUUGUGAUUCUCGUGUUUUCUUUUGUUCUUUACCAUCAUCACAAUCUUCCUCGCAACUCUAACAAAAUCGGCCUCACCACCAGUUCUUCAUCCAGAUGAAUUGAACGCGCUUAAGGAGAUUGCCACUACACUUGGUAUAAGGGAAAAACUAAAGUUUGAUUUUGUUCAGAAUGAGGGUGUGAACAACACCGUUAAAUGUCAUUGUGACAACAUGACAUGUCAUAUUAUCGACUUAUUUCUCAAGAGCAUGGAACUUCCUGGGAAACUUCCGCCUCAGUUAGUAAAGCUUCGGUAUCUCCGGUCGAUAGACUUGUGCCGAAAUUACCUUUCAGGCUCAAUCCCGAUGGAGUGGGCUUCAAUGCCAGACCUCACUUUCAUCUCGCUCUGCGCGAAUAAUUUGUCUGGCCCUUUACCAUCAGGUUUUCAAAACUUCAAGAAUCUCACAUUCUUAUCGGUUGAAGCCAACCAGUUCUCUGGUCUGAUUCCUGAUGAGCUUGGUAACUUGACCAACCUAACAGGAUUGGAACUCGCAUCCAAUAAAUUUACAGGAAGCCUUCCUAGCACUCUCGCUAGACUGAUAUACCUUGAGAAAGUUAGAUUAUGUGACAAUAACUUCAGUGGCAUCAUCCCAGAAUAUAUUGGCAACUGGUCUCGGCUUCGAAAGCUGCAUCUACAUGCAAGUGGACUGAAAGGACCUAUUCCUGACGCGGUGGCCCGCCUAGAAAACCUUACCCACCUGAGCAUUAGUGAUACAACUGGGAUACACUCCUUUCCUAAUAUAUCUAGCAAAGUCAUCCAAAGCCUUAUUUUGAGGAAUGUGAGUCUUUCUGGUUCAAUUCCGCCUUACAUCUGGAGCAAGAAAUUGAAAACUCUAAUGUCCUGGGUAUCUUUUUUUUGGACAUGUUCUUUCAGCUAUUUGACUGGAAAUAGGCUUUCUGGAGACAUUGAAUCUGGUGGUUUUCUCAAUAGUGAAUCUAAUAUUGAUCUCUCUUACAACAAUUUCUCUUGGUCCUCUAUCUGCCGGGAAAAGAUUAACAUAAAUACAUACCGGAGUUCAUAUUUAAAGAACAACUUAACUGGGCUUCUUCCAUGUGCUGGUCCAAUCAGCUGCACGAGAAAUCAGCGGUUUCUACAUAUAAAUUGUGGGGGAGACAGCAUAGUUACUACAGAUUUUUCAUAUAAAACAAAGCAUGAAGCUGAUAACAACAGUACCAAAGCCUCGACAAAUCAUCACUUCAAAAACUGGGGAAUCAGUAACACUGGUGAUUUUAUGGAUGAUGAUACUAAUGAUGACACAUAUACCAUUUCAGCUACUAGUAUGACACCACUUGGAGAUUCCCAUGGUCUUUAUAAGACCGCACGUCGAUCUGCUCUCUCUCUAGUUUAUUAUGCAUUUUGCUUGGAAAAUGGAGACUACAAUGUAAGCCUCCAUUUUAUGGAGAUUCAGUUUUCAGAGGAAAAACCACACAGUCGUCUGGGCAGACGCAUAUUUGAUGUUUAUGUUCAGGGAAAAUUGUUCUUGAGGGACUUUAACAUCAAAGAGGAGGCUAAUGGGACUUUCAAGCCUGUAAUAAAAAAACUGAAAGCUGUUGUGACUGAUCAUAUGUUAGAGAUUCGGUUGUAUUGGGCAGGGAAAGGGACAAAUCUCAUUCCCAGCAGAGGAAACUAUGGUCCUCUUAUCUCUGCUAUCUCCUUGUGUCACAGUCAGGAACCACGAUGUGGAGCGGAGAAAAUAAAACAUCACAUCUAUCCCAUCAUUUUCGGGGCAACGGGUGCCUUGGUAACAAUGAUUCUCUUGGCUUUGGGAAUAACUCGGAGAAGAUGCAGGCUAGACAAUAACACAAGAGAACGUGAUCUGAGAGCACAGGGUUUGCAAACUCUUUGCUUUACAUGGAGGCAACUUCAAGCUGCAACAAACGAUUUUGAUCAAGCCAACAAACUUGGAGAAGGAGGUUUUGGAUGCGUAUUCAAAGGAGAGCUGUCAGAUGGAACUAUCAUAGCAGUGAAGCAGCUAUCUUCCAAGUCAUGCCAAGGAAACCGUGAGUUUGUGAAUGAGAUAGGCAUGAUCUCUGGUCUGAAUCAUCCAAAUCUUGUCAAGCUUUGUGGAUGCUGUGUCAAAAAGGAUCAAUUGCUUCUCGUGUAUGAGUACAUGGAAAAUAACUCCCUUGCUCUUGCUUUGUUUGGAAAGAGCUCAACCAAGUUAGAAUGGGCAAUGAGACAAAAAAUCUGUGUAGGAAUCGCAAGAGGGCUUGCCUUCCUCCACGAAGGAUCUGUAGUCAGGAUGGUUCACCGUGACAUAAAAACAACAAAUGUGCUUCUAGAUGCUGACCUAAACGCAAAGAUAUCUGACUUUGGUUUGGCCAGGCUCCACGAAGAAGAACACAGUCACAUUAGCACCAAGAUUGCAGGAACCAUCGGAUACAUGGCUCCAGAGUAUGCAUUAUGGGGUCAACUAACAGAGAAAGCAGACGUGUAUAGCUUCGGGGUUGUGGCCAUGGAAAUUGUUAGUGGCAAGAGUAAUACUAAACACAAGGGAAGUGCUGAUCACGUCUCUCUUAUCAAUUGGGCAUUGAUGCUGCAACAGACAGGGGACAUAAUGGAUAUUGUAGAUCCAGUGCUUGAAGGUGAUUUCAACAGCAAAGAAGCAGUGAGGAUGAUCAAAGUUGCUCUCGUUUGCACACAUUCAUCUCCUUCUUUAAGGCCUACAAUGUCUGAGGCUGUACAAAUGCUCGACGGAGAGAUUGAAGUAACACAAGUUAUGUCAGAUCCUGGUUUAUAUGGACAUAACUGGAGCAUCUCGAAGCUGAGGGACGCUGAUACACAUGCUAGCUCGAGCACAUCUGGUGUGACCGAUCAAACAGCAUCGACAAUGAAGUCCUCUGUUUCCGGUAGUGAUCUCUACCCAUCGUACCCGGAAUCUGUGAUUCUGAACUCCACAGUGGAGUUGCCUUCCUCGUCGAUGUGAUAUCAAAAGAUGUGC
This is a messenger RNA of Brassica napus (rape), 3343 nucleotides long. RefSeq names its product probable LRR receptor-like serine/threonine-protein kinase At1g29720. Gene Ontology annotation, molecular function: protein kinase activity; ATP binding; protein binding. Gene Ontology annotation, biological process: protein phosphorylation. NCBI's taxonomy places the organism in Eukaryota, Viridiplantae, Streptophyta, Magnoliopsida, Brassicales, Brassicaceae. The record is from RefSeq and is a predicted model, not a curated record. The transcript has 25 exons. Bases 575 to 3328 code for a protein of 917 amino acids.